GUUUCAUCAUGGCCUUCGGUCGUGGCCUGAAAGGAAAAUGCUACCGCAUCCCGAGCCAACCUGCUUUCGCCGACGCUCGGAACACGGCCUGCUUCUGCUCUCUCUGCCUCUCGCGCUGACGAGCGACGUUUCCGCCACCGGCUCUGGACCGUCCCCGUACCCCCCGAAAAAGGCCCCCCUCUGGACUGCUACGGGCUGCCCGUUCAGCGGGUCCUUGCUCAGACUCCUCCACGGCCUGCGUUUUGUGGCGUCAUUGUCGGGCAUGGGCACAUUGGGCCUUUUUUUUUCCUGCUCAUCCAGCAACUGCGUGGUGGAUAAGAGGAGUGCGUUAGCGACUCGUCCGAAGGCGUCGCCAGCAGAGCUUCUUCUCGUCUCCGGCCUGGAAUUGGCCUCACUGUGCCCGACGACUGUUGUCCUGAAGUCUUCGUUUUCCCUCUCUCUCAGCCUGAGGCUGUCGGUCGCGUCCGCUCCAGCGUCAGAUAUCCGCCGGGCCGAGUUUAAGCGCAAAAGUACCUUGCAUACAGAACAGCUCUUGUGGUGCUCGACAGGUGCGGAGUCUUCAGCCGGACUGCAAGAAACGAACUCUCCCCAAGCACACCCAUUCACCACCAGCUGUCCGCUGCCGUCAUACACAAAAGGUGUCGCGUGUUCAUCUCGUGAGCACGCACACUUGGCUGACCGUGGCCUUCUCCGUUUUCUUCUCGACCUCCACCACGAUCCGCGGCCAAACGGCGCCUAGAGUCGGCGUGAUCAGCCCGGUUCCCCCGCUCAGAAAGGAGCUUCCUGCUGUUUGAGAAUCGGGGCAUUCGUCGCGUCCGACAAAAGCGAACGCCUUCGUGCGACCGCAUAUACGUCCCGCGCUUGCUCCCGCUGUCUAUACCUGUCCAGGGUCCCGUUUGCUGUCUUAAUUCAGAACACUAACUGCCCGAACCCGAACGAGCGACACCAUGGCUGUGGAUCCCCGGCCGCCGGAGCAAUUCGCCCAGGAAAUGAAUCGCGUGCCUCAAGGAAACUUGAUCAGGCCGUCACGGAAAACUAACGGUGUUGGCGUGCAGGCUGAUGAUACCAAGAUUUGCGUCGUCAUGGUGGGGCUGCCGGCUAGGGGGAAGAGCUUGAUUGCGCAAAAAGUCGUUCGCUACCUCCACUGGCUCUCUAUCUCGGCGAAAACAUUCAACGUGGGCCAGUAUCGACGGACAGCGACUCCUAACCCUUCGGCCGACUUCUUCGAUACCAGCAACACUGAGGGCGAGAAGAUGAGGAAAGCGGCUGCUGAAGCCGCUGUGGCAGACAUGUGCAAGUGGUUCGCAGAGGGACGAGGCUUGAUCGCCAUAUUGGACGCCACCAACAGUACGAAAUCUCGGCGGAGAUGGAUCCAAGAGCGUUGUGAUGCAGAGGGCAUAGAGACUUUGUUUGUUGAAAGCAAGUGCGACGACGAAGACCUCAUCAUGUCAAACAUUAUGGAAGUCAAAACGACAAGCCCAGAUUAUGUGGGCCAAGAUCCCGAGGAGGCAGCAAAGGAUUUUCUCAAGCGAAUACGCAACUACGAGAAAGUUUACCAGACGAUCGACGAGGACGAAGCGCAUCUGACAUACGUCAAACUCAUCAACGUGGGCAGUCACGUCAUCAUCAACAAGCUCCAAGACUAUCUGCAAAGUCGAGUGGUUUACUACCUCAUGAAUCUGCACAUCAAGCCCAGAUCGAUUUGGUUAUCUAGACAUGGAGAAUCCAUGUACAACCUCGAAGGCAAGAUUGGCGGUGAUGCUGAUCUUUCCCCUCGAGGCGAAGCGUACGCACGAGCUCUGCCGGCGCUGGUUCGACAAGCAGUUGGCGACAAUUGCAAACUCACAGUCUGGACAUCGACGCUCAAGCGAACCAUUCAAACAGCGCGAUUCCUGCCCUUUGAGAAACUUGAGUGGAAGGCACUUGACGAGCUCGAUUCGGGUGUCUGCGACGGCCUGACCUACGGCCAGAUCGAGGAGCAGUAUCCCGAAGAUUUUGCGGCUCGAGACGAGGACAAAUACAACUACCGCUACCUCGGAGGUGAAUCGUACCGAGACGUCGUCAUCCGUCUGGAGCCCAUCAUCAUGGAGCUCGAGCGCUCGGAGAACAUCCUCAUCGUCACCCACCAAGCCAUUUUACGCUGUAUAUACGCUUAUUUCAUGAACGUGCCCCAAGAACGCAGCCCUUGGAUGGAAGUUCCACUGCAUACGUUGAUACAGCUUACGCCUAAAGCCUAUUCCACGCUGGAGAAACGCUUCAAGGCCGAUAUCCCAGCCGUGAGCACGUGGAGGGGCAAAGGCAGCAGCGCGAAGCACCAUCCACCUCCUGCAGAGGUCCCUGGUUCUCAUGGUUUCGAGGCGACAUCGAAUCCUACAAUUGAGAUAGUGUCUUCGUCAACGACGAACAGCUAGUUACGACUGCUGGCAGAUAGAAAAGUAGGACCUAGGGCGAAUUUUUUUACGGGAACGGGUUCAACGAGCAUCGUGAGAGAGCGGCGCUUGCUCGCUUUUAAUGUUACCAAUAACGACGGAAACGAGAUAGUACUAUUAGCACAUUUGUUGGAAAAUAGUGUGGACUAAUCUAGCACUAGCAUAGACUUUGUAUCGGAAACGACGCUUCUCCUGGCAAUAUUCGUUAACCCCUCCCCCAUCCAAUUUCGUGUCUUUUUGCAACAAUGGACUCUCUAAUUGCAGUCCGUCUGCAAUCGAAAACUCCAGAAAUCAACCCGAUCGUGCCAUGCAGGGGACCCGUGUAAUGGCGCGAUUCCGCAAAUCAGGAAUGGGCUGUGGCUUCUACGACCACCAGCCGGCUUCAUACGUUAGCAUCGUGCUUGAAUCGAGAGACUUGUGACAUUGAAACUUUGUAAGAGUUGCGCUCUGCCACAGGACGCGAAGCGGCCGCAUCAGGCUGGGAAUGACGGGAGACAGGCGAAACUGCGAAUUUUGGGAGCGAUGCAAAGGGAGGG
Messenger RNA from Verruconis gallopava, 2965 nucleotides. RefSeq lists its product as uncharacterized. The record is from RefSeq and is a predicted model, not a curated record. Lineage: Eukaryota; Fungi; Ascomycota; Dothideomycetes; Venturiales; Sympoventuriaceae. Gene Ontology annotation, molecular function: fructose-2,6-bisphosphate 2-phosphatase activity; ATP binding; 6-phosphofructo-2-kinase activity. Bases 948 to 2411 code for a protein of 487 amino acids. The transcript is spliced from 2 exons. Gene Ontology annotation, biological process: fructose 2,6-bisphosphate metabolic process; fructose metabolic process. Gene Ontology annotation, cellular component: cytosol.